AUGGCUCCAAUUGCUUUGUCCACCCCUGAGCCACCUCAUCUUAGCAUCGAGCCUAAGUCUGUCAAGAGUAUCAAGCAUGACUUUAUCUCAGACUCGGAGCAACCCGUUUCUAUAGAUGACUUCUUGCCUCUUGAAGGGAAGACUAGCACCAUAUCUGGGGUAUCCGAGAUCCUCUGCACAGCCUUUGGCCUUGCCCUUCGUUGCUAUAGUACGGAGAGCGUGAAUUUUGAAUACCAUGACGAGACAGCAAUUGGAUCCCGCUCCACGACUAUAUCAUUUGAUGUGGACGAAUUUCUCAAAGUCGAAGACCUUCUCGAAGCAGUGAGGACAACUCUCCAACUUCCUCAGUCCAUGCGGGAAGCACAAGACGCCAAGCCCGAUGCUCAACCAUAUCAAACCUUCCGCAGCGCUAUAAUCCUUCGCGAAGAACGUGUAGCGAGCAGACCCAUCUCGCCAUCACCAGAGCUUGACCUCGAGCUUCAUGCCAUCAAUACUAAAAAUGGCAUUGACAUUCAUAUGCUCUAUACCCCGUUCACGGUAACAGAGAACCUCGCAGUCCAUUUGGCUGAUACUCUCCGUCAGACAUUCGAAUUGGUCAACAACCACCCGGACACUGAUCUUGCAAGUGCAACUUACUUGGGCCCGCUAAGCCAGAAAGAGAUCCUCGACUGGAACUCUAACUCUCCUUCUCCAGUGAUUGAGUGUGCUCAUGAACUAGUUCGACAGAGAGCUUCCCUGCAGCCACAAGCUUUUGCUAUUGACUCUUGGGAUACUCAGAUGACGUAUGCAGAGCUGGAUUCCCUAUCCGAUCGUCUAGCUACCGUACUAGUCGAAUUAGAAGUCAAGGCUGAGGCAAUUGUGCCACUAUGUUUUGAGAAGACUGCGUGGUAUGUCAUAGCAAUGCUUGCAGUACUAAAAGCCGGUGGUGCCUUUGUUCCUCUCGACCCGACGCACCCUUCAUCACGCCUACGAGAGAUUGUCAGCCAAGUUGAUGCACCAAUUGUUUUGACGACAGCCAAAUAUCACGAUCUCUUCGGAGACUUCUCUGUUAAGGCAAUAAUAGUCAGUGAACAAACAGUCCUGAUGAGUGGUGACAGGUGCCUUGCUCCAGUCGCUGUCACACCUCAGAAUCUUGCAUACGUGAUCUUUACCUCUGGUAGCACCGGAAAGCCCAAAGGCACGAUGAUUGAACACCACAUUCUGGAGAUCCUCACGGGGCUUAUUUUUGGUGCUUGCAUCUGCAUCCCGAAUGAGCAACUUGGGCGUGCAGACUUUGUCCAGUCCAUGAAUGACUUCCGUGUCAACUGGGCUUUCUUGACGCCGUCGGUCCUGAAGGUAUUGACUCCCGAUCAACUGCCGCUCUUGAGGACUCUAGUACUAGGAGGCGAAGCUAUGUCAGAGUCAGAUAUGGUGACAUGGGCUGGAAGGCUCCAGCUGAUGAACGGCUAUGGGCCCAGUGAAUGCUCUGUCGCAGCUACUGCCAACACUCAGCUCAACCCCCAGUCCAGCCCACGGAAUAUCGGUAGAGCGAUCGGUGGUGUAUGCUGGAUAGUGGAUCCGCAAAAUCACAACGUACUACUCCCUGUUGGCGCCACAGGUGAGCUGAUCAUCCAAGGACCUAUUGUCUCGCGUGGGUACCUCAAAGACCCUGUGAAGACCUCAGCAGCUUUCUUCCAAAGCCCUACUUGGAUGACUCCGGGUACUUCACAAAUCUGGAAUCGCUUCUACAAAACGGGUGACCUGGUACGCUACGAUGCAGACGGUAUGAUCCACUUCAUCGGACGUAAGGAUCACCAGGUCAAGCUCCAUGGGCAGCGCAUGGAGUUAGGGGAGGUAGAGCACCAUCUCUGGACAGAUACACUCAUCCGUAACGGUAUGGCACUCGUGCCAUACACUGGUCUUUGCAGAUCCCGCUUAGUUGGUGUUGUGUCUCUUCAUAAGCGAUAUACGACUGCCUCGGUGCAGACACACCCGAGUAUCCGCUUGGUGGACCAUGCCGAGGCCGCAGAAGAAACACAGGCAAUUGCAAAGAGGCUGUCCCAUCUGCUUCCCUCCUAUAUGGUCCCGACCGUCUGGAUUGCCCUGGAGAGUCUUCCGCUCAUGUCAUCGGGCAAGAUGGACCGGACGAAGGUUGCGGGAUUUGUUGCUGAUAUCAGCACCGAGGCCUUCCAGCAAAUCAUGGGUAACUCCGACAAACCUGAUAACAAAGAGUCUAUGAGCAAUACAGAGACAUUGGUACAGAAGGUCUGGUCGAAAAUCUUGAAUAUACCGGAGGAGCAAAUUGGCAAAUACAGCAACUUCCUGUCUGUGGGUGGUGACUCUAUCAAAGCGAUGGCUGUCAUGUCUGAGUUCCGCAAGCUUGGAGUGACGGUUCUAGUAGCUGACCUAUUGCGGUACAACGUCACUGAAAUUGCUUCUAAAAUAGAGGAGUCUGGCUCGGCGAAUGUGCUCCUGGGAAGCAAGGCAGAUCACCUUCCGACAUCGCACUUACAGCGCACCUUCUUCGAAGCGUCACGUUCUGGCAACAGUGCCAUCCACCACGCUAUACUGCUGAAGCUCAAUCACAAAGUCAGUAUUCAGCAGCUCGACAAUGCCUUGGAAAGCAUCACUUCUUCCUAUCCAGCGCUCACUCUCGGGUUCGAGGAGCAAAAUGGGGAAUGGUUUCAAGCAUUCAAAGACCACGACGAGCUUGAAACUCCAGUUUACCACCUGAACCUGAACCAUGUUACUAGCUUGGAGGAAGCAAAAGAGAUUGUGCAACGUCGUCAGACGUGCCUUGGUAUAAAUGGUAACCCAAGUUUCAUGAUUGAUUUGUUCUCUCUUCGCGGCAUACAGCACAUCUCUCUUGUCAUUCAUGCAGCCACCCUUGAUUCUCAGUCUCUGAGUACUGUUAUCGGUCACCUCGAUUACUUGCUUCAGUCAGAUGACGACAAAACGAAGCAUAUCUGGGAAAGUAAGCUUUGGUGCAGAGACGAGUUCUCUCAUGCUUGGCUUGACCACCUCAGAAGCGAACGUGGCACGAAGGCUAUUGCCAGCUCUUUGCAAACCUUUACCACUGCCACUGUCAGUGGAGAUCGGGAAUAUGGGGAAUAUGUUACGGAAACGCUAGAACUCGACUGCGAAAUUACAGGGCUUCUCACUGGACCCUGCAACGCGAAGUACGGCACCAACACACCGGAACUACUUCUGGCGGCAUUGAUCCCCUCAUAUUACCAAAUCUUCAAGAAGCAGGGCCAACCCUUCCGGGCUAUUGUCGAGAGCUCUGCCCGGGAGUCUACUCUCAGCAAGGACUUGAGAGGCCUUGUUGGUCAAUUCUCUUCGAUGCAAUCCGUGCACGUGCCUGUGGAACACUCGGAUCAGAUCACUCCUCAGCUAAUCCGUGAGAUCAAGGACAAUAUUCGCCGAAGAGAUGAAAGUAGCACACUUGGCUCUUCCAACAUCAUCUUCACCUACGGCUUGCCUGGCCAAAUUAUAGAUGGUACUGUUUUGAAGCAGAUCACUCCACAUGGACGACACGGUUUGGGCGCCAUCGUCAACACAAUAAUCGAGGUUUCAUGUCUCCUUGAGGCUAGACAGUUCAGAAUCACGGUCGGGUCCGCUCAGGUCAGCGCUCAGAAGCUAUCCCUGUUUGUCGACCAGUACAGACGGAACAUCGCGCAAGCAGUCGAGAUCCUAGCACCCAACACGGUCAGGGAAUUCACUUUGGCGGACAUCCCAUUACUUGCACUCGAUUAUACAUCCAUUGACAGAGUUAAUCGUCAGCACCUUCCACGGCUUGGGCUCAAGUCACAUCAGAUAGAGGACAUAUAUCCCUGCUCUCCAUUGCAGCAAGGUCUGCUUAUGAGCCAAGCCAGGGAGCAGGGCAGUUACAACGUAUCCAUCGGCUGGGAGGUGACGUCCCGCGAGACUGACGAGACAAUCGACAUCGGUAGAUUGCUCUCCUCAUGGCAAAAGGUAGUCGAUUACCACCCUGCGCUGAGGACUAUCUUUACCGACGACUUUGGUGGCAAAGAGCCGUACGCUCAAAUUGUUCUGAGACGUCCUAGAGCGGAAGUUUCAGUAACACCUUGCUCAAAUGUCGACGUUGGGUUUGUGCUGGAGGAGACAAUCGACCUAAGCACCAACCCUGUAAUGCCUCCCCAUCGGUUUUCAAUCAAUUUCACAGCGGACGGUAGAGUGUUCUGCAGAGUUGACGCUAGCCAUACCAUCGUCGAUGGCGUAUCCAAGUCACUGAUUUUGAGAGACCUGAAGCGAGCUUACGCGGGAACACUAAAUAGACCCAAUGGAGGUGCCAAGUACAGGGACUUUGUCCAAUAUGUUGCUGCAAAUGACAUGUCCGCCAGCAUCACUUUCUGGAAGGACCAUCUUGCCGAGGUCGAACCAUGCUACUUUCCCAGUUUGGCUGAGGCCCAAGGUACACAUGAGCUGAAGUACGCCGAGGUAGCGCUUGAGGUACCUGCCAGCAUUUUGCGCGACUUUUGUGUCUCCCACAGUAUCACGAUAUCCAACCUUGUGCAGACAGUCUGGGCUCUUGUCUGUCGGGUGUAUGUUGGUCGAGACGAUAUUUGCUUCGGUUAUCUGGCAUCCGGAAGAGAUGCGCCCGUCGAAGACCUAGUUAACAUGGUCGGGCCAACAAUCAGCGUCCUCAUAUGUAAAGCAUUGCUAGACGACUCCACUAUUGUCAAGGAUGCCUUGAAGGCUUGCCAAAGAGAGUUCCUGGAUUCUCUUGCUCAUCAGCACUGCUCGCUUGCAGAGAUUCAACAUGCACUUGGACUCGCAGGAAUGCCUUUAUUUAACACUGGCAUUUCUUUCCAGACGAUGACUGAUGUUGACAGCGACGAAACUGUAACUGAUAUUGACUUCAAGGGACUCGUCGUACGAGAGCCGACAGAGUACAAUAUUACGGUUCACGUUAUCGAUUCGCCGAACAACCUGGACAUCAAACUCGGAUACUGGACCGACAGUAUCUCGGAAUCCCAAGCUCAGUCCAUCUCGGGAACAUUCUCUGCCAUUCUCAAGUCCGUGAUUGAGAACCCUGAGGCCCGAGUUGAUCAGCUCAGUGUUAUCGGCCGGUAUGAUCUGUCGCAAAUUGCAUCUUGGAACCAGAAUGUGCCAGAAACGGCAUCUUCUACAGUUCCAUACCUCGUGCUUCAACAGACUAUGCGCACUCCUCAUGCUAUUGCGAUUGACACUCUGGCUGAAAAAAUAACUUAUGAGAGGUUUGGACGAAUGUGGUUAUCUCUGUCUCAAUACUUAACGACCCUUGGUAUUGGCGCCGGAGAUUACGUGCCGCUGACAUUCGAAAAGUCAGCAUGGGCUAUCGUUGCCAUGCUUGCUGUCCUGGGUACUGGAGCUGCGUUCGUUCCGCUCGACCCUAAAACCCCGGUGGAGCGCCUCCGCGAGGCUUCUAUUCAAACUGCAGCCAAUGUUGUGCUGGCAUCUCCAAAAUACGCUUCGAAUUGGGACAAUCUGGUUCCAACGAUUGUCAGUGUCGAUCAAGCUCUCCUCGACAAGCUAAAGCACGAAGGAGAUGAUCUCCACCACGGUGUCGUGAGAGCCCGCCCCCAUGAUGACGCCUACGUCAUCUUCACUUCUGGCAGCACAGGCAAGCCCAAAGGAUGUGUUGUGCAACAUGUUGCCUUCUGCUCUGGAGCCCUGGCUCAAGGAAAGCUUGCCUGCCUGGGUCCCUCAUCUCGAGUGCUGCAGUUUGCCUCCUACAGCUUCGACGUUAGUCUCCUAGAGAUCAUGACAUCACUCAUGUUCGGUGCAUGCAUAUGCGUGCCAGACGAAGAUUUGAGCAAGGAUAUCAAGCACUGCAUUAAUGUGCUCAAUAUCAACUGGUCUUUCCUUACUCCAUCUGUUCUUAAACUCUUACAGCCAUCCGAUGUGCCCUCAUUGAAAACGCUAAUUCUUGGCGGAGAAUCUCUUUCAAAGGGUGAUAUUCUUAACUGGGCUGACAGGGUACAGCUGUACAAUGGAUACGGACCUAGUGAGUGCUCUGUGGCAGCAGCAGCUAACCCAGGGCUGCAACCUACUACCGAUCCAGCCAACAUUGGACAUGCAGUUGGUGGCGUCCUCUGGGUUGUUGAUGCGAAGCAGCCUUCUAAAUUACUCCCCAUUGGUGCUGUUGGAGAGCUCUUGAUUUCAGGACCCAUUUUGGCGAGAGGUUACCUGGAAGAUCCUGAGAAAACAGCUGCUGCCUUUGUCGAACAGAAGAGUUUUGUUCCAGGAUCCUGGGAGCGCGAGAGGUAUUAUCGGACUGGUGAUCUCGUGCGAUACAAUGCAGAUGGCACAAUUUAUUUCAUCGGCAGAGCCGAUGGGCAGGUCAAAAUUCGCGGCCAACGUGUUGAAUUGGGCGAGAUCGAGUACAAUGUCGAGCGCGAUGAGAAUAUCCGCCAUGCACUUACUUUGCUCCCAUCUCAGGGCCCGUUCAAGAAGCAGCUCUUGGCUGUUGUAUCUUUCAAGGGUUUUGAUCUUCCUGUCGAGGACGGACGAGUGUCUCUCGUGCCAGAGCACAGGCGACCUGAAGUUAUGGCGGUCGUGACCAGAAUUGCUAACACCAUAUCUGCAGCCCUUCCGGUUUACAUGGUUCCGGCCCUGUGGGUACCAGUGAACGCAAUCCCUUUGAUGCCUUCCGGAAAGCUGGACCGGAAGAAGGUCCGACGCUGGGUCGAAACCCUGGACAAUGCCACAUAUGAGCAGAUUGCCAACAUAGGAGCCAAAGCCAGCGGCGGCCCGAGUACACCUGCCGAAUAUGAGCUGAGACGCAUUUGGGCCUCCGUGUUGAACCGACCCGAAGAAAACAUCAGUAUGGAGCGGUCCUUCCAGAGUCUUGGUGGAGAUUCCAUCUCAGCCAUGCAGGUUAUCGCUCAGUGCCGUGAUGUCAAGCUAUCGCUCGCAGUCAAAGAUCUCAUUCAAUGUCCUACUAUCGCCGAAUUAGCACUGAGAGUGCGAGCUCUGGAUGAAAGUGCUGAGCCAAUGGAAGACGACGUCGGUGUUCCAUUCAAUCUCUCUCCUCAGCAGACUUGGGAGUUCGAUCUGAAACAGCACUGCGAUCUCAAUCGUUACAACACUACAUUCCUGUUAUCAGUCCAUUCUGAUUCCGACCUAAAGCCGGUAGUGAAUGCAACGGUAGAGCGUCAUCCCAUGCUCCGUGCUCGGUUCCAGCGCGAUGACUCAGGUCGCUGGAUGCAGUAUAUCCCUCUGGACCGGUCCAAUAGUCAUAUGUACCAGGAGAUGGAAGUUCCUGACUUGAAAGCUAUCGAACCAUACACUGCGCCCAACCAGUCUGGCUUCGAUUUGCAGCGUGGUCCAUUGAUGCGUGCCAUAGUCUUCAAGCUUCCGAACGGAGACCGGUAUGUUGGACUUACUGUACACCACAUGAUCAUCGACACCGUUUCAUGGCGCAUUCUCCUCCAAGAUAUGCAACAAGGCUUAUCCACUGGGGCAAUCACCUCCCACCGUUCCGACUCAUUUGCCUUGUGGUGCCGUAAGCUCAAGGAGCAUGCCGAUGAGAUAUGGACACCCGAAUACGUGCUGCCUUUCUCGGUCCCUGCUCCCCUAUACGAUUAUUGGCAAAUGGAGGAGACUAUGAACCUAUUCGUGACCGAAACUAUCCAGGAGUUCUCCCUAGACACCAAUACAACCUCCCGCUUGAUGGGAAAAUGCAACCAUCAGUAUCAGACUAAGCCGCUCGACAUCUUUCUGUCGGCAAUCUUCCACGCCUUUAGCGCGACGUUCAGUGACCGUUCGGUACCUGCGGUCUUUAUCUACAGUCAUGGUCGGGAUGAGUUUGGCGGAGAGCUUGAUGUCUCCAACACUAUCGGAUGGUUUACCUCUUCCACUCCGGUAGUGAUCAAACCAUCUGGUGAUAUUAUCGACGACUUGCAGGCUGUGCGAGAUGUGCGCGCCAGUGUGCCGGGCAACGGGGUUCCUUACUGGGCAACCCGCUGGCUGACCGAGAAAGGCCAUGCCGCUUUUGAGCACCACAGUCCGUUUGAGUUGUCUAUGAACUAUCUUGGUCAGUAUCAACAGCUGGAGCGCGACGAUUCUGUGCUUCGCUAUGUGGACGUGAACAAGCCAAAGGCGACAGGAUCUGGGUCCGGUCUUCUGCGUACCGCGCUGGUUGAGACCCAGGCCAUCGUAAUCGGAGACUCCCUACAGAUCAAGUUCGUUUAUAACACGCGCAUGGCACGGCAGAAGCAGCUUCUCGAGUGGCAGGCCAAGGUUAAGGAGUCGCUGAUGGAAAUUGCCAACCGUCUCGGGGAUGGUAUUGAGUGAGUGACGUGCUCGGGUUCCUGUACAUAGUCUGUUUUCCCCAUUCGACUACUGUUGUUUUGCGAGUACUUGUAUCGUGUUGGUCAUAUUGUGUAUUUGGCGUUUGACGGUGGAGUUUGAC
Messenger RNA from Aspergillus neoniger CBS 115656, 8398 nucleotides. Its product is annotated as nonribosomal peptide synthase. The record is from RefSeq and is a predicted model, not a curated record. The transcript is spliced from 5 exons. Lineage: Eukaryota; Fungi; Ascomycota; Eurotiomycetes; Eurotiales; Aspergillaceae. The coding region runs from base 1 to 8280 and encodes 2759 amino acids. Gene Ontology annotation, molecular function: catalytic activity; phosphopantetheine binding.